Molecule: messenger RNA, 12049 nt
Organism: Marmota monax (woodchuck)
Lineage: Eukaryota; Metazoa; Chordata; Mammalia; Rodentia; Sciuridae
Product: KIAA1958 ortholog
Exons: 5
Coding region: 261-2495 (744 amino acids)
Source: RefSeq, a predicted model, not a curated record
GGCGCGAGGAGCGGCGCACGCUGGUGGCCGAGCCAGGCUGGCGCCCGUACCCCCCGCCAGCACCGCCUUCUGCCGCCCGCGGGCGCUUUCUUCGUUCCACUUGCCUUUGGUGCCCGGCCCUCCGGCCGCCCUCCUGCCCCCUCCCCUCCGUCCCGCCCCGUCCAGCCGGGGCUGCCCGGCUCCCGCAGGCCCCCAGCCGCCCGCGUUCCUAUGGACAGACGCACAGACACCUGCAGGAAAGACACUGCUGAUCCUGUAACAUGGAGGAUUGUCUUCAUACCUCAUCUGAGAAUCUGUCCAAAUUGGUCAGCUGGGCCCAUAGCCAUGGGACCAUUUGCAGCCUCAUUCCAAACCUAAAACACUUGCUUUCUGAAGGUUCCCAUGGGAACCUGACCGCAAUGUGGGGCUGUAGUGCUGGCCAUGCUUAUCAUUGGCCACUAACAGCUACUUGUAGAGCUGGGUCCCAAGAAAGGGUCUGUUUCCAGGACAACAGAAGUUUUAACUCUGAUAGUCCCAGUAUAAUUGGGGUGCCUUCUGAGACACAAACUAGCCCUGUUGAAAGGUACCCUGGGAGACCAGUGAAAGCAAAGCUAGACUGUAACCGGACCAGAGACUCUUGUGACUUCUCUUAUUGCAGUGAGCCCUCUGAACUGGAUGAAGCUGUUGAAGAGUAUGAGGAUGAAAACACCCUGUUUGACAUGGUUUGUGAGUCUUCUGUUACAGAUGAGGAUAGUGACUUUGAACCCCAACCCCAAAGACCUCAAAGCAUUGCUCGCAAAAGGCCAGGAAUAGUUCCGUCUUCCCUCCAUUCAAGUUCCCAGACACAGAUGGUUGAUGAAUGCAGCAAUGACGUCAUCAUCAAGAAAAUCAAACAAGAAAUUCCAGAAGAUUAUUACAUUGUGGCAAAUGCAGAGCUGACUGGAGGGGUAGAUGGACCAGCCCUGUCCUUGACUCAGAUGGCAAAACCCAAGUCUCAGACUCAUGCUGGUCCCUCCUGUGUGGGGUCUGCUAAGUUGAUUUCCCAUGUAACAUCUGCCAUUAACACGGAGCUAGACCCACAUGGUAUGUCUGCAUCUCCUUCUGUGAUCUCCAGACCAGUUGUCCCAAAGACUGCUAGGGUAUCUCUGGCUUCACCAAACAGAGGACCCACUGGUACCCAUGGCACCAGCCAGCAGGUGGCCAUGCAGAUGCCUGUGAGUACAUCCCAUCCUAACAAACAGAUCAGUAUCCCUUUGUCUGCCCUGCAGCUGCCUGGACAGGAUGAUCAAGUUGCUUCUGAAGAAUUCCUGUCUCAUCUGCCCAGCCAGGUCUCAUCCUGUGAGGUAGCCCUCUCUCCCUCAGUUAACCCAGAGCCAGAAGUGAGCUCCAGUCAGCAGCAGCCUCCAGUUGCUCCAACUAUAACCACUGAGGCCACAGCGCAGUGCAUACCAGACCAGGAUGAAAGAGCAGCUGAGCUCAGCAGGGAGCAGAAUGAGAAAACCAUCCGGAGCACUCAGACUGCGCUCCGCAAUUUCCCUUAUUCUACUAAGCUCAACAAAUUUCCUGUAUUUAAUAUUAAUGAUGACUUGAAUGAUCUGUGUACCAGUGCAGUAAGCCCAAACACUACCAAAGCCACGCGGUACGCCCUGAAUGUGUGGCGAUAUUGGUGCAUGACCAACGGGCUCAAAGAUCAUACGGAUAUCACCAAGAUCCCUGCAGUGAAGUUGAAUGAGCUGCUGGAGAACUUUUACGUCACUGUCAAGAAGAGUGAUGGCUCAGACUUCCUGGCUACCUCACUCCAUGCCAUUCGCCGGGGCCUGGACCGCAUCCUGAAGAAUGCAGGUGUGGGCUUUUCCAUCACCAGCAGCACCUUCAGCUCUUCUACCAAGAAGCUCAAGGAGAAGCUGUGGGUGCUGAGUAAGGCGGGGAUGUCGGGUGCCCGCUCUCGAAAUAUUGUCUACUUCUCCCUUUCUGAUGAGGAGGAGAUGUGGCAGGCAGGGUGUCUGGGGGACGACAGCCCCAUCACUCUCCUGUCCACUGUGGUCAAGUACAACAGCCAGUACCUGAACAUGCGGACGCUGCAGGAGCAUGCAGAUCUGAUGUACGGUGACAUAGAGCUGCUCAAAGACCCACAAAACCAGCCCUACUUUGCCCGGACAGACAGUGUCAAGCGGGAGAGUCGGAGUGGAUCCACUAGAGUGUGUCAUGGGAAGAUCUACCAUGAACAUUCCAGAGGACACAAGCAGUGCCCUUACUGCCUCCUCUACAAGUACAUGUACAUCCACCGGCCGCCCACCCAAAUGGAGGCCAAGUCCCCCUUCUACCUUACUGCCAGGAAGGAAGCCACAGACAUGGGCAAUGUGUGGUAUGAGGAGCAGAGGAUGGGACUGCGUUCUCUUCGAGGAAUUGUCCCAAACUUAGCCAAGAAAGUCAAGCUGGAAAACUGUGAGAACUUCACCUUCGUCUCAUUUACUCAGGUCUCCAGGAAACUUGGCUCCCACAGCUGCUGCCAGUGAGCCUGGGUCCCGGCCACUGCCCUACGCCCCCUUGUAGGUGAGAGCUCCCCCAGGUGGCCAAGCCAGAGUCAGCAGCAACCCAGAGCUCUAAGGAGGCAGCUGCUGACCCUGUGUAACUCCAGGCUUAGACUGGUCUCCAUCAGUGUGGCCUGCUAGUCCUCUGACUUGGAGUUUUCUUUUGAAUGAAAGUAGAUAAAAAUAUGAAUAAUUUGGAUGUGUUAUCCAAAUGUGUGUUACCUUUGUUAAAUUGUAAAACACAGUGUAUAAUUGCUAUAUAUGAGAAUGAGGAAAUUCAUAUUAUCUAGUGCCUUUUUAGCACAGGUUUUCUGGAAAAAAAGAGAAAAAGAAAAAAAAGGAUACUGAUUAAAUAGUUAUUAAAAAAAAAUCCCAGUAGCCCAGUAGCUUUAGAUUGUUAGGAAGACUAUACACUUUGUUGAAUUACACUCACAGUAAGGAAUUAGAAAGAGAGAGACAGACACAUUAGAGAAAAAUUGCUCCUGACACUCCUUUAUAUUUUGUUGGUGGAUAACUUGGUUGUGUAAAGCAGGCAGCCUUGCUAGAGAAAACUCUAGAGUGCCUGCCAGGGAGGCGGGGGCUGCUCUAUGCGGUGAAAGGAUCGAUCUCUGCUGUCAAGGUAGACAAUUUUAUGAAAAGAAGAUUAAUGCACCAAAAGGGUGUUUGUAAGAACAAGGUUUUCAGUGAACUAGAUGGUUCAUACCUUGAGGGAAUUUCUAGUAGUGAAAGAAAAUGACUUAGAAAAGCCACCUGUGAUCAAAAUGUGAAAACCUCCUGACGCAGAAGUGCCUAUGUCUUAGUUCUCAGCACUACAUGAGAGUGUUUUUUUGUGUGAACAUAUUUAGUGUUUUUUAACCCCUUCUUCUUAUCAUACAGUUGUUCUGUCAGCAUAUAGCACUGGAUUUGUAAACAACUAACAGUAACAUUCAGGCCCACCUAGGAAAAUUCAACAAAACAAGCUGCAAAGGAAACAGAUCCCCAAAUGUGUUUACUAAGAGGUUUGAGAUAUUUUUUAUCCAAGUAUGACUUUUUCAGCCACAAUGUCAUCAUUUUAGGUUGGCACCAAUGCUCGCGACACUAUAAUUUAAGAAACCUACAAGGUAAGCAAACCCAACAGAAAAGAUGUAGUGGUAAAAUCAGAGCAUAAUGAUAGGUUAUUAAUGCAGUUUGAAACCAUUUCACUCAGGUCCAAUUCAGCCUGACUACAUAUUAUUUAAAUAUCAGAAAUUUCUAACAAUUAUUCUGAAUGCAACUAGAAUUGAAAAAGGAACCCAAAGAGUGCUAAUUAAUAAUAAUAUUAAGUUCUAGGUAUCUUUAUUUGUAUUCAAGUAAAGACUGCUCUAACUUUAUACCUUUAUGUUCCUGUGUAUGCUUUCUAAUUCCAAAUUAAAAUUCCAACACAAAUUCAUUUUGUAGGAGUCUUAAAAUCCUAUUUCUUUUUAAAGCAUUAUCUUAGUAUUUAUUUUAAUUGUUUUUAAAAUCAUUCAUUGGUCAUUAAAAUAUGUGAUACUUUACCAGAGAAGACUCAACCAAUGCUGCCUUAAGGUCUAAAGUUGUUCCCUUUGUAAUUAGUGCACAUUUAUAAUUUGUUUACUAGUUUAUCUUUCCUGAGAUUAGUUUUGGUGUAUCUUCAUCUGUAUAUAAAUAACAGGUAAUAGUUAAUAAUCACUGUUAAAACUUGAUAUUACAUAGUGUUCUGUCGUGGUUUCUUAUAGUGAUUUUAGAGUUUUAAUUAAGAAGAAAUAGACACAAAACAUUAGGAAUGGUUUCCUUUCAUUUGCUAAACACCCAAAGGAUAUUUUGUUGGUGGAAAGCAAAUGGUCAUUUUCUUGUCAGUUUUGCAUUUAAACUGAAGUUUAACCUAUGUGAAAUUUCGGCAGAGCCUGCAGCCCAAUUAAAUAAAGCCUCCAUUUUUAUUUCAAAUAGAUUCAAGAAGAAAUUGCCAUUAGGAAUCACUGGGAUCUUUUCAGAUUUUAACAUUUCCAAAAGUAGCAAUAACUGAGCCAGCAGUUGUAAUUGUCCUGUUUGUAGCUGUCUGUCAGCUCAAUAACCAUCUCUUCCUCAGAUAUGCUGUCUAUCACUUAUUUGAUGUAUUAAAAAUCCCCAGAGUUCUGAAGUGAAGGAUUAUAAUAAAAAGUCAGGAGGGCAAAUCUUCAGUGACAGCUGAUGGAUUGAAAGGCCUGUCUCAGCAUCACCUAUCUCCCUGGGGAGUGGGUGUGAGGAAGAAAGCACAUCCACCUGUUGCUACCAGGUGCCACCCACUGUUCGAGGUACUUUCCCUGUUGUGUAUUUGUGUGUGUGUGUGUGUAUACACGCUUCAGAUUUGCAUGUGGUAAAGCCUGGCAAGCCUGCUAACUUGGCAAAGCACCUAUCCAUGCGUAUGUCCAUGCCUGUCCUCAGGGGACCUUCGGGGGCUAGGAGAGCUUAUUCUAGCUGUUCAGCUGAGGCAGUUGUACUGUCUUUCCAGUUGGCUCUCUACCAUUCCCCCUGAAUACCUUGAUUUUCUGCUCUUGACCUAGGCAGAAAGAAAGAUUCCAAGAGGAGUGGGAGGUUAAGACAUUUUCUCCACUUUGGGGUUUUUGUACCCUCCAGCUGGAAUAAAUGUCAAGAACUUGCAAGUGUGCCUAGAUACAAAUUGCCUCUGUCCCUGCGUGGGGAAUGGAGGUAUGGUAGGAGAGGACCUGUGGAGACUUAGGGAGAGCCUACACCUGUGGCACCUUCUGUGUCUGCUCCAAAAGGAGCUCUGGGUACCACAUUCCCAGAAUGCAGUAGGCCUUCCUGCUAGGAGCAUAGAUUGGUAGAGAUGAUAGGGUGUCACUUGAUGGGUAAGAUCUGAUUAAACAUGAAGAAUUCAACACAGACAUCAUAAGCAUGCAGUGUCACUUUUUUAGUUACAACUUUUUACAAUAAUUAAUAUUUUCCAGCUCAUCUGCAUUAGGCCACUUACUUCUUUCAUUAUGGAGAUUCUUUCUUUCUUAAACUGCUAAACUUGGAAGAGGAAAUCAAACCCAGUAAUCUGGUCAAGUUAAUGCAUUUAUGCCCAUGAAUUCUACCUCCACACAACCAAGCCCUGAUACCUCACAUAUAAGCAAAAACAAGGAAGAACAGAGAUGCCUUAAGAGGCUUUAUGAAAAGUUUUUCCAUUGUUUUGUGUAUUUGCAAAAAAAAAAAAAAAAAAAAGGAAUAUUAUGGAAGUAAUCUAACCAAAGCUGUGAAAAAAAAAAAAAAUGGUCUCCUUGGUCAUGUGGCAUUGUCCAGCUUUCCUUGGAUUGUAUUCAUUAGUCUGCCCUAACUGAUAAAUGGUGUUUGAAGAAAUGUGAAACUCUGUUAUUCUCAUUUUUAUUUUAAUUCAGUUCUUAUUGAAAGCAUCAAGCAUGUUCAUAGACACAGAGAUUAACAUAAUCUAAAUGAAGUAUUAUUUAUGUAGAAACUGAAGCUUCUUGAUGAAGUUGAAAGAUUACUGGGAGCUGCUUGACUGCUUCAUUUAGGCAAAUUCUGGUGUCACUGUCCUUAGCUCUGAAGUGCGAUCAGUGGAAUGAAUCAUCUCCACAGUGAACAGUGUUACCCUCUAAGAAGCAGAAUGUUGAUUAAUUUUCUCAGUUUAGGUUAAUACUAGCCACAUUGUUAUUACUUAAUGAACAGCAUUUAAAAAUUUAUCCUUAUCAAAUAUGCAACACUUUGUUGCUUUCAUGAGAUAUGGAUUGCUAAAUAAUUUUGAGCUAGUAAGCAGUUAACUUAAGGUAUCAAUGAAUGUAAACAGUGAAGAUUUUGAAAAAGAGUUACUUCCUUUUCUCUAAAUGCCCUUCAAGUUGCAGCCCAUACACAUUUAGAAGUUAAAAGCUCCAAAUAGAAUGUAUUCAAAGUUUCAAAGUUGUAUAAAUAGUUUUUACUUUGGGGUGAAUUUUUAAUGCUGUGUGCUAAAAUAUUCAGUUAUUUAGUCAGUGUUUGUAGGUAAAGAUCUUUGUUGUAUUUUCCCAUGAAAAUGAAUCAAUUAAAAGAUGAGGCAGGUGGAUUGGUGACCUACACUCCACUCUCUUUCUGAGAGCAAGCCACGAGGAAUGAUGAUUAAACUAACAUACCUGGAAGAUUCUAUAUCUGAUGUCACCAGAUUUCCCAAAACUCCCCUUUGAGGAAGGCUCCCAUCCUUGGAGCAAGCUUUGCCUUGUAUUAUGAUCAUGUACUUCUAGUUUUGUUUAUAGUCCAAGAAUGCAAAGACAUUCCCCAUGUUUCAUUGUUGAUCAGAAUCAGAUUGUUAAAUUAAAGCAUUUUAUUAAUGAUCUAAUGCAGCAAAUAUGGAAACUAACCAUUUCAGGAAAUGUGACCAAAAACUUGUUGGAUAAUCUGUGGGUGCAUAGUAGUUCAUUAUUAUUAAUAGUGAUUUGAUAACCCCUCCCCCAUUGAGAGGAGAACAAGCUUCUAAAUAUUUUAUAGUCAGUAUAACUGGUUGAUUAAUUUGCACUUAACUGUGCUUAUUGUUACGUCUACUGAUUUAUUUAAAGCUUCUAGGGCUGGGAUUGUGGCUCAGCGGUACAGCGCUUGCCUAGCACGGGCGGGACCGGGUUCGAUCCUCAGUACCACAUAAAAAUAAAGGCAUUGUGUUGUGUCCAUCUACACCUAAAAAAAAAUUAAUAUUUUUUUAAAAAAAGCUUCUAGAAGAAUCCAGAAACUGCAUCAAUCAGUUAAAACAUGGCUAUUUAGUGAACUAAGCAACAUUGCUAUUUCACAGAAAUAUCUGCACAAAAAAAUGAAAUUGUUAUUUGGCUCUUGUCUAGACAAUGCCAGAAAAUCUAGAUUUUUAAAAAUAUAGGCAAUAUAAUUUUUUUCUAUGUUUUUGUCACUGUUUUAAAUUGAGACAUGGCAUUUAUUUAACUUCAUUAUUAUACACUAAUGGGUAUUAAAAUCAGUAAUUCUGAAAAAAAGCUUCUAGAAGUUUCAGAUCUAUCACUGUGCUAAGGGUUUUCUCACAGCUGCCUCAUAUUUUCAUAAUAGUUCUGCAAAGUGCAUUUAAUUAUUCCAUUUUGCUUAUUAAGAAACAAGGACUCAGAAAAGUUAAACUUCCCACAGCAAUACAGAGCUAGCAAGUUGAAGAACUUAAAUUUAAAGGCAGAUCUUCUGACUCCAAAUCCAAAACUCAGUCUAUAAGAAAAAGCUGCCUACUUUAGGCCCAUAGAGGUCCAUUUAACUUUUUUAAAAAAGUUUUCAUUUGUUUGGGAAAUAUCCCCCUCCUCAAGCCUUACUGUGUUAACAGUUUAUCUAUCCUAUCUUACUAAUUCAUUCGUCACUUCGUACCAUUUAAUAAUUCCCGAAAAGCCUAAUGGUUUUCAAUGAAUGAAUAUAACACUUGUGCCUACCAAGAACCUUCUGUCCUUACCCAUUAUAUAAUUUAUAUUUACUGUUAUCACCUUAAAGGGUAGAUGUUUAGGCCAUUUGCUUUAUUAACAGUUUAUAAACUGCACCUGUUUUUGACAUGGGAACCACUGCUUAAAAUGUAAAGAAAUUCCUAAUCUGUAUCACAAUUACUUGCUCAGGUGUUUUACUUUUGCUUUUUAAUUUUUGUGUCAGGAUUUAUAUAGUGUUUAGACUAAAGCACUCUUAGAGCAAAAUAUACUUAUUUAGUCAUUUAUUUUCUAUUAUUUAUCAAGUCAUAUUUAUUUUUUAUUUUGAGACUUAAAAGACAACAUGUUACAGGUGACUUUAAGGUCAUCUAGCCAAAUUCCCUCAUUUUACCCAUAAGGAAAUUAAAGCCCAGAGAUAGAAAGAGCCCAUCCAAGUCAAGCCAGACCUUAAGUAGUAGGUUCAGGACUAGAAAACUGGUCCAGAACUCUUUCUUUUAUAUCAUAGCUGAGAAGACUGGGAUUUUAAAAAAUUAAUUAGUAGAAUUGCAUCUGGCAUAAUGACAUCAGUGAGCUGCUCUCACCAUGUCAGAAGACAUGAAGACACAUAUGAAGAACAAAUCUCAACUUGACCAUCUAGAAGUAGCUGGUACAAUUUAUGAGGCAUACAGAGGGGGACUGUGGUAAAACCUUCCAGGUCAUAGCGAAGUUGAAAAUCUGAAAGCUAUAUAGUGUUUGACCUCUUUCCCCACCAUAUCUAUCUCCUUAUUCAGUCUCUGAACCUCAUACCCAGUGCUACACCAUGAAGAGGAGGUUCUAGAUCCCAUAGAUCCUACCCUCUUCCUUUUCCCAACACAUCUCCUCUUCAUUCAGCCCUGGACUCCAAAUCCUAGGGCUAAAACAUGAGCAGAAAGCAGAGAGGGACUAGAAGACACAGUAUAUUCUGAGAAUAAAGCCCAUCAGGUGAAGGCCUAAACAGUAAAAGCCUGGGUAGCACAGCAUGCAAGUAUUUUGAUUUUUCAUAUAUAACAUUGGCUUGGAGAUUAAAAAACAACAACAACAAAACAAAAAAACCCAGACAAUAGAAAGGACAAGAAGGCUAUUUCAUUGGGAAAGUGGUAAAUGGGAAAUUGGACCUAGAAAUAUGGACUCACCUUACCUUACCAUCAACCUGGGAUUUGACUGAAAAAGGGAGUUGACAAGUGGGCAGAGUCUGUGAAGAAAGAACCACAUAUAAAGAUUAGCAGUGAGUUUAAAAAGGUGAAAUGAGGCAUAUAAAAAAGUAAGACAGCCAAGUGCACUGGCACAUGCCCAUAAUUCGAGUGACUCAGGACACUGAGGCACGAGGACUAUAGUUUGAGGCCAGCCUCAGCAAUUUAACAAGACCCUGUGUCAAAAUUUAAAAAUACACAGGACUGGGAAUGUGGCUCAGUGGAAAAGCACUCUUGGGAUCAAUGCCCAGGACAAAAAAAAAAAAAAAAAAAAGUGACAGAACCAAAGAAAAUGAGCAGCUUCCAGAACAUUCUUGAAAAUUGAAUGCUGAAAUGAGGGAGCAAGAAAAUGUUAGGAUUCUCUUUGUCCUAACUGAAAACAAGAUUUGCUUCUAUGCAACAAUAGUAAGUUUUUACAUGAGAACGAGUUAUGAGAAAAAGGUAAAAGAACUAAAAUGGAGCAGUGGCGUGCACCUGUAAUCCCAGCAGCUUGGGAGGCUGAGGCAGUAGGAUGUGAGUUCAAACCCAGCCUCAGCAAAAGUGAGGUGCUAAGCAACUCAGUGAGGCCCUGUCUCUAGAUAAAAUACAAAACAGUGCUGGGGAUGUGGCUCAGUGGCUGAGUGCCCCUGAGUUCAGUCUCUAGUACCUCCCCAAAAGAUGGAAAAGACUCACUGCACUUUCAGCCUCCCUCCACCCCCAAAAACGUGAAAAAGAGAUCAGUAAUUAAGGUCUUCUUGGCAAAAAUGUUAAACUCCCACAGAAAGUGAAAAAUUCUUCUGGCAUCAAAGAGAAAGAGCAACAGGUUGCUUAUAAGAAAACCAGGGCAUCUGGAAUCAGACUUCUCAGUAGCACCGAAUGCCAGGAAACAAUUUUGAGGGGAAAAAAAUUGCAUCAUGUACUAUUCAUAUAAAGAUAAUGAAUGAUACUGCAACCUACAAAGCCUGGUUUGGGAAAAAAAACCAAAAAACAAUAUUCUCUUAGUAUCAUAAUCUCAAGGGACUCCGGAGUUAAACAUCAGGUCACUACCCCCUAGAAGAAGGGCAAGUGUGCCUUUAAAUGGAAAAUACUGCUGGAAGCAACAUAUCUAAAAGUGCCCCAAUCCUCACAUGAAUGAAUUAGAUUAAUACAAGAUGUACCUAAAAAUAGUUAAUAGUACAGCAUUAUUUCUUCAUUUUUAUGACUGAAAUUAUGCAUAAUUACAUUAUAAAUAGAAAAUUCAGAUAUGCCUUUUGUUCUCAAUUUUCCCUGUGACCAAUUUUAAAAAAAAGAAAGGGGGUGGGGAACGCUCUUACUGUGAAAUAAUAUUGUGUCUGCUGCUUCCAAGUGAGUCGAGUCCAGAAGUCCCUACCUCUGUCCUGGGGUCUGAGAGUCUAGAUGUGAGAUGGUUGACUCCAUCCCAUGUGCUGUUACACUUGCCUCAAACUCAGAACUUGUUGAGUUUGGAUCUGGAAUAUCCCCUAAAGGCUUAUGGGUUGAAGGCUUGGUCUCCAGUUGGCACUACUGGGAUAUGGCGGAAAUUUCAGGAGGUAGGCCCUGUUAGAAGUAGGUUCCCUGUGGGUGUGACCGUGAAGCUCUGUCUGCUUCCUGGCUGCCAGGAGGUGAGCAGCCUUACUCCUCCAGGCCCUGGUUCCACCAUUAUGAUUCUGCGCUGGCCACAGGGUUACAAGCAAUGGAGCCAGCAGACCAUGAACUGAGACUGUGAGCAAAAAUAGAUAUUUCCUCCUCUAAGCUGGUUUUCUCAGAUAUUUUGUCAUAGCAAGGGAAAGCUAACAGAGAACUAACAACAAGUACAGAAUUAAACAAAUGCAGGAUAUAUGUCCUUUAAACAGCAAUCUGGAGGGGCUGGGGAUGUAGCUCAGUUGGUAGAGUGCUUGUCUUGCAUGCAAAAUGCCCUGGGUUCAAUCCCCAGCACCACCUAAAUAAAUAAAUAAAUAAAUAAAUAAAAGCAAUUAGGAAGACGGAAGCUUUUUUUCAGAAUGCAAAUACAAGAAAAGUUCAAUUUUAAAUGUAGGUAGCUAACUAGGGCAGUGAGGUGCUUUUCUUAGCUGUACUUGAAAUUUUACGAAAUUCAAAUAUUAAGGGCUGGGGAUAUAGCUCAUGGUAUAGUGCUUCAUGCAGAAGGCCCUGGUUUUAAUCCCCCGUACUUCUGGAGUCUGUAAUGUCAAGUAGCAUUAAAGUUGGGUUUUGUUUUAUUUUGUUUCAUUCAUUUGCACUGAAAGGACUUGAAAGUAUGGUUAGUCUGUGCUCCAAGUUGUCUUGCCAGUUUAAACUCUUGACUAAAUUUUCAGUGACACCAGCAUAUUUGCUUUAAAUUUAGCAAUGAGUAGUUCAUAGGUUGCUUUGCAUUUGCUUAGUUUUUCAUUCUGAAACACAACAAAACCUCUUCUCAGAGAUGGAGGGAAUCUCUUCUGAAUAGAUUCCAAGUGUCACCUUCCCAGAGUCCUCUUGCUUAGCUGUGACUGACAAAUGUCUGUUCAAUUUAACCACUUAGAUAAGAAAUGCAAUGCUUGUAUUUAAAAUUUAAUAUUUUCUAUGUGGUUGUAUUUUUCAAAUAACAAACUGUUCAUAAUGUUUUUAUUGUUCUGGAUAUGUAUUUUCUAACAGAGAAGGAUGUCCAUAAUUUCUUAUUACUGGAAACAUCAUUCAGAUUGACAUCAGUUCAGUAAUUUGAAUGAUUUUAGUGCAGCAUUUCCAACUUUUUCUUCCUCCUAAGUGUCCACACCUGGGCACACAUGCAUGUGGGAGCACACAAAUGGGAAAAGCGGUGUCACGUCUAUUUUUUGUCAUCAGAUGUCAAGUGUUGAAAGAGAUUUUCUUGUUUGUCUAGUUCAGCCCUCUAGUUGAUAGUCUAGUAGAGUCUGUUAACAAUUUGCAAGGUUCUGGGGUUUUGGGUUUGUUUUGUUUUUUUUAAAGUUGCCGUGCCUGGUUUGAUUUAUGUACAUGCAGCUUGACUGUUCAACUCAGAUUUUUUUUGAAAAAUAAAAAAAUGAAUGUA